This is a messenger RNA of Brassica napus (rape), 1435 nucleotides long. Its product is annotated as histidine-containing phosphotransfer protein 4-like. Lineage: Eukaryota; Viridiplantae; Streptophyta; Magnoliopsida; Brassicales; Brassicaceae. The transcript has 5 exons. Bases 862 to 1227 code for a protein of 121 amino acids. Gene Ontology annotation, biological process: phosphorylation; cytokinin-activated signaling pathway; phosphorelay signal transduction system. Gene Ontology annotation, cellular component: cytoplasm; nucleus. Gene Ontology annotation, molecular function: histidine phosphotransfer kinase activity; protein histidine kinase binding. The record is from RefSeq and is a predicted model, not a curated record.
GAUUGAAUACAUGCUAAAUUUUCAGAAUCUGAUUUUCCGAAUUGUAUAAAACUAGUAAAAAAUAGUAUAAACUUACUAUAGAAACUAUAAGAGAAAAUAUAUUAUUUUAUAAAUAUAUCAACGAAAAGAAUAGAACAACAAUAUGUUCUAUAUACUAUGACGAAAAAUUUAAUAACUAUUUAUUUAUUUAUUUAUUUUUAUCUGAUUAAAAAAAUUCAAAUCAUGUUAUAUAUAUUAAAAUAUUAUACUCUUUUCAGUUGAAUCUUCAAAUUGAUUUAUUAUAGAGCUUAGAAACUAUUUAGGAAAUAAUAUUGAAGGGGAAAGAAAUAAGUAAAAGAUAAAAAUAAAUAAAGAAAUAGUAAUAUAGUCUAUAAUAUAGAAAUGAUGAAGAAGAAUUUUUGUUUGAUUAGUUAAUGAAUUAUAAUUUGUUUAAUGUAUACAUGAUGCAAUUUCCCUAAAUACAGAGCAUGUCUUUUUCCUUUAAAAAGAAAAAAAUAUUGAGGAAUGCAUCCAUUUGUCAUCGAAAUAGGCUGAUACUCUAACGAAUACACAAUUUAUUUUUAUUUUUGUAGCAUUGUACAGAAUUCAUGUCCCUUACGUUGCAGGUUCCCAUCAUUUCUAUAUAUAUUCUCUUAUCUUUUAUACUUCUCCUUUUUGAUGUAAUGUGGAAUUAAUUAUCAAUAUUCUCUCUUCCCCUCCCCUAUAUAUAUGCUCACAUUUUCCACCAUUUCAGUAUUGCAUUGCCACUCAAAUUACCUAACAAAAGAAGCAAAUUAAAAGAUUAAUAUUUUCUCAGGAAGUAUUCCCCCCCCCCCCCCCCCCCCCCAAAAAAAAAAAUAUAUAUAUAUAAAAAAAACAUAAAUGCAGAGGCAAGUGGCACUCAUUAAGCAGUCCCUCUUUGAUCAGGGAUUUCUCGACGAACAAUUCAUGGAGUUAGAAGAGCUCCAAGAUGAUGUAAACCCUAAUUUUGUUGAAGAAGUUGCCACAUUAUACUUCAAAGAUUCAGCUAGGUUAAUCAAUAGCAUUGACCAAGCGCUGGAAAGAGGAUCAUUUGAUUUCAAUCGGCUGGAUAACUACAUGCAUCAGUUUAAGGGCAGCAGCAGCAGAUGCUUGAGGACUUUCCAGCAAGUGAAAAAAGAGCACGCAACGUUGAGAAAGAAGCUUGAACAUUAUUUCCAGUUGGCAAGACAGGCGGGGCCUAAGGAGACAGCACGUAGGUCCAAGUAAGAGAGAGAGACAUUUGAGGAAUCGUCAGCGAUUUUUAUACUAGAAAUUACUAAUAAAAACAGUUCCUCAAUGUACGUUAUAAAGAAGAUCUUGGAUUUUAAUAUUAUGUAUGUUAAUAAACGGUCCAAACCUCUCCUAAAUUUUUUCCUUAUAUGGCCAAUAUUCUCCUUAGAGAUCAUAUAUUCAAGAUUACCACUUAUUCGUAGCA